UUCGCUCCCGGAAGCGGGUCCGGCGCCGGCGAGACUGCACGGAACCGCGGGUGGGCUAGAGCGGCGCUGCGGCGUGGAGCCAGCGGGCGAUGGAGGACGAGAGGAGUUUCUCGGACAUCUGUGGCGGGCGCCUGGUCCUGCAGCGUCGCUACUACUCGCCAUUCUGCCGGGAGUUUUGCCUUACCUGCCCUCGGCUCUCGCUGUGCUCGCUCACUGCUGUCACCUGCACCGUGUGGCUGGCGGCCUACGGACUCUUCACUCUCUGGGAGAACAGCAUGAUCCUCUCUGCUGCCAUCUUCAUCACCCUCUUAGGCUUGCUUGGAUACCUCCAUUUUGUGAAGAUUGAUCAAGAGACUUUGUUAAUCAUUGAUUCCCUUGGCAUCCAGAUGACUUCAUCCUAUGCUUCAGGCAAAGAAAGCACCACCUUCAUAGAGAUGGGCAACGUCAAGGAUGUUGUCAUAAACGAGGCUAUUUACAUGCAGAAGGUGAUUUACUACCUCUGCAUUUUAUUGAAGGAUCCAGUGGAACCACAUAAGAUAUCCCAAGUAGUACCUGUCUUCCAGAGUGCCAAGCCCCGGCUGGAUUGCUUGAUUGAAGUGUACAGGAGCUGCCAGGAGAUUCUGGCGCACCAGAAAGCCACAUCAACAAGCCCAUGAGUCCCAGCAUUAAGAAGGCCAGUAUUAUCUUCCAUGGGAAAUGACUGCUAAGCCAUAGUGGCUGGUUUGUUUUCUGUACUAUAAACCAUCAGGUGGACACUGUCCUAGGAACCAGAAUGAAUGCAGUAAAUCUCAGAGCCAUAGAGCAGGUGACUGGAAAUCUGACUCAAAGUAUUUUUAUGUAUUAGUGUUCUCCUUAGAAAGUUUUGCCUAUUUUACUAGAGGGGAAACUAAGAAUUUUGACAUGAUGUAUCAAAAGCAAUGUCAGCAGAGAGCACUUUGUAAAAUUCCUAAUAAGCACAUUCAAGUUUAAACUGUGUUGAAAUUUGUGGAGCAAGACAUUGAGAAACUGGUAUCAGAACUCACACAAAAGGCAUAAUUUCUAUUUGAGUAGUAUCUCUGUGAAAGUUAAGGAAAAACCAUGAAGCUUUUUAGGUAUGGAUUAGCAGGAAUAAAUGUCCUACAAAAGCCUAUUCUCUGUCUACCUAGCUUCUGUGUUCUGUAUAGGGUUAAUUGAUGGUGCUUUUCUUAAUAAACAGAUCUCCUUCCAAAACAUACACAGUAAUUGCCUGAUUUGCAGACAGCUACUUUUUAUUGACAAAAAUGAUCAUGACAUUUCAGUCAUGGGUGUCAAACACAUUGAUACUUUUCUGUUAUUCAGCAUUUUCUAUUAUUUCAAAAGUUACUUUUGCCAAAAGGCAGGGAGACAAAAUGCAAGACAGAAAAUUUACUUGUUUCCAAACAUGGUAUUCAUAUUAAAGAAGGGUAAACAAACUCUGGAAGCCUAUGUUUCUAGGGCAGUUUCUUCUCUAUAAAAUUAAUAAAAACAAAGGAAAAUUCCUGAAGAGUCAGGAAGUAGGAAAGAUGGUGAGGGAAGUAGUUUGACUCCUAGAUUCAGUAUGAACAUAAUGAACCUUACUCUUUCUUUAGAACCCUAUUUUUAAAAAAAUGCCCUAGUUAGCUCAUAUAUCCUCAUUGGUCUUAGAGACACUCAGGAUAUAAAACCAGAGCUGUAAUCUCUGCUUUUUACACCAGCCUUGGCAGGGUUAUCCAAGAGCCUAUGUUAGGUGAUUUGUUAGAGGUAGAAUGUCUCAGCUAGACCCCCAGGUCCUGGGAGGUGGUGGUGGGUGGGAAUCAGAAAUAGCUAUAAAACUGCCUGCCUUGCAAAGUCAACUUCAUUUAAAAGAGACAGACUCUCAUGCCUCUUUUUUCCCCGCCCACUGUGCUUGUUUAAAGGUUGAGAGGGAAAGCUUACAGGAGCUGAAGUGAUCAGAUAAAAUUAGUUCCAGCCUCAUGGUUUUUGCAUGUGCAACACUUACAUCACUAGGGUUAAAAGUUUGGUUCUUGGGCGCUCUUACUAGCCAGUUUUCAGCAUUUUAUGAAAAAUGUUAAGAGUACCUUAGAGCUAUGAAAUAAAACUCUGUUUCUCAGAUGUUGGAAAAUUGGGAGUAUGAACACCCCCCUGCCCCCGGCCCCCGGGGAAAAUGUAGGCACAGAGCAUUUCUCCUGCACUCAAUUAGAAUAUUUGAGUUGAGGGGGAUUAUGAUGUUGUCAAGAAGGCAAAAGGUGAAAAAAACUUUCUACUUCUUAAACCUGAUGCUUUUAGACUAGAGUAGAUAUUACAUACAUGCCCCAAGUCUCCAACUAAUUCCCAGCAGAAGUUUGCCAGAAGUCUCAAGCACACCCAAGCCCUGGAGAAGAUUGAGGGUCUUCUUUGUUCCUGAUUCAUCCUUAAUGGCCUCACACAGCAGCUGAAAGAGGAGAGCAUUUGCUUGGUCUUUCAAAGAGUGGGGGACAGAGGCCACCUCAUUCUUCAGUAGUGAGCACAGCCUUCACUGAGUCCUAUCCAGGUGUUAAAGUGAGACAAGAGGUCAGAUUGGACCUACCCCGGCCCUUGCUUAUACAGUGUGUGGUAGUGGGUUCAGUUUAUAGUCCAGUGCAUGUAAAGCUUGAAAUGUAGUGGAGUUAGGAUUUCAUUUUGCAGUUUGGAGCUGCUGCCUCAGAAGGGGCUCUGUGAAUCCUACUCAUCAGUAAAGGGGAAAAGUUAGCAUAUUUCUUUUUCUCUAGUCCUGCCAACACCAUUUCCAUCCGGAAAAGGAAGUCCAGUUUUAGUUCUUGUCUUUUGUCAGACUUCAGGUGAACUGGAAUUUUCAUCUUAUUCUGUUCAUUUAACUUCAAGUAUUAAACUCCACACUAAGACCACAUACAGUAUAAAAACUCUCUCCCCUGAAAGUAUCAGUACAGAAGCCCCAAGUACAGCACUGUGGCCCUCAGUAACAGUGGGCCAGUGGGCCAUCCCUAUGCUUAGAAUCAGGUAGCAUCUAGAGUCAGUAUUUUUAUGGAGGAGAAAAAAAAAAAAAAAAAAAAAAAAAAAGAUGGUGGUUUUUAUACUGGGUCUGGAUUCAUAAAUAUUGAACCCUAAAACAUUAUAAGGUAUCUAGAGAGUAAAGGCUUCACAGACACUGAAGUACACAUUUCACAGAACAGUUUGGGGGGAGGCUAUUAGACCUAUCACGGUAGUAUCAUAUCCCAGGAUAUAUAUCUCUAAUCCCAGAGGCACCAGAGGUGGUGGGGAGAGAGUAGGAGGAAUAUUCACAGCAAUGUUGGUCCCUUGGUAGCACAGGAAACAGAAGCAAAGAACUGUCGUCCAUCCAGCUCCCAGGGCUGGCGGGCUGCAGGCGGGUUGGUGGAUGGAUUCACAGUUGUAGAGCAGUGGUUCAUGUAGCUGGCCAUGAUGAAGGUAGCUUCUGCAAUCUAAGGAGGCCAGAGAAGAAAGGAAUUAAGCUAGCCUUGGCUUGAGCACUGGCUUUCUCAAUUGGCUGUUGUAGUGAGUAUAUAACCUUCAUGGGCUUCAACUUUUCUCUCUCUCAAACUACCCACCCAAGCGAAAGUGUCCAGAGGGGAUCAUUAUUAUGAGAUUCAGGGACCCAGUGAAAUGGGACCCUUUUGGUCUGGAGUUCUGCAAGAUGUGCAGUGCCCUCCUGAGAAGAGGGCUUAUGUUCUGCUCUGGUUAUCUUAAUGGCCAUGGAAAAGGUCCUUGCGGAAGAGGUCAUGUAUCCUCUCCUUCGGCAGGGAUGAUAGCAGAAGGAGGCGGAAUUUGGCAAACUACAACUUCAAGAUUAAGAGUGGGAUAACAGGGUUUCUGGUUACUCUCAGAAGGGCAUCAGGAACAAUAAAUCAGAACUUAGUUUUAUGAUCCUUCCUUCCUAUUAAUUUUGAUGGUCAUUUCCUAUACUGAGUAGGAACAAUGCCUUAAAGCUAAUGAGGGCUUUUUGCUGUCUUAGAGACCACAAGGAAGGGGGAGAAUAGCAGAUACUGUCCCAUUCUGUGGCUAGUGUUGUGGCAGCAGAAUGAGAACAUAAAGUGAGAGCACCUUCAAGAGGACACUGCCCUGCCCUAGGGACAGCUGCAAGGAAGACAAGCAAAUGAGCACCAACUCAGGCCUGCAUGAUUCUGGGGUAUGCAAGAAUUACAAAAGCACGUUGAUCCAGCCUCUUUCUUACGGGGACCAUGGAGGUAUCCCACAUACCUCUGGCAAGAUGGCUCCUACAGGUGAUAGGAAGGAGAAUCAAAGUAUGAAUGUAGAGUCUUCCUAAUUCUACUUAAAAUGUUGGGACACUUUUACAUUUUAUCCCAUACAUUAUGGGAUAUUUGUUAACUAAGCAUUAUACUUAGUACAACACUGUGGAUGCAGGAAGGGAAGUAUUUUGUUUUCAGUGUACAGAGCAGGAAACUAAAGCAUACGCCAGUGACAUUUCUUGACCAAGAUCUCACACUGGAAUAUGGCUAGGACUCAAACCCCUAUUUUGAAUUCCCAGUCCAGCAUUCUGUAUGUAGUCUGUCUGUAGUGGGUAAGUUGGCUAUUGUCUCUACUGGGACAGCAGGCUGCCCUCUUCUGGGCACCACCGGAUCUGCAGAAAUUUCUUAAUAUUUCAGGCUGCAUGGUGAUUCCACCUGCCUGGAGAUUCCACCUGGGAGUCCCAAGAUGGCCUCCUGUCCCUUAUAUUUCCUGAACAGACAGAACCAUACCUGGGCCAUCAGGGCAGCCAUCUCAAGAGCCAGUUCUUUAUUGACAGGAAAUCUCCCUGCCACUAUCUCUCCACUGGUUUGGGAGGCAAGCAGCAGUCGCUCUCGCUCUGUCUCACCUUUGACUUGACUCCGAAAGUACAGCCUAUAGGGAAAAGAGUGAGAAGCCAGGUCUCAGCUGGGAUCCCAAUCAGGGAUGAAGCUUUCUCAGGAUCUUUUUGUCCUGAUUUCCAAAACAAACAAAACCCGCACAAUUCUUUGUACUAUAUCCUAAUGCCCCAGAAACAUAAUCAGAUAUGACAGAGCAGAUGCAGGACCAUGUAGAUCUCACAACCACAGUAGCAUGUGGUUAAUUCUGAAUUAGACUUACUGGAUUUGAUGAGAGGAAUCUGGUACCUGGAAUCAGUGUUUAUAAGGGUACUGGAUAAGUUAAGAUUCCAGGAGACUAAUGGAACUUAUUUGCCUGGCUAACAAAGCAUGGGCUGUCCAAGGUCUCAGGAGUGGAGCAUGAGAAGGGUCAGCCUACACCUCAGCUAAUGACCAUCAUGUAGUGUUGUAUCUGUGGGCCCCUCUGCCUGUCUAGGACAGGCCAUCCAAC
Molecule: messenger RNA, 5280 nt
Organism: Sciurus carolinensis (gray squirrel)
Lineage: Eukaryota; Metazoa; Chordata; Mammalia; Rodentia; Sciuridae
Gene: Pigh
Product: phosphatidylinositol glycan anchor biosynthesis class H
Exons: 5
Coding region: 90-656 (188 amino acids)
Biological process (GO): GPI anchor biosynthetic process
Cellular component (GO): glycosylphosphatidylinositol-N-acetylglucosaminyltransferase (GPI-GnT) complex
Source: RefSeq, a predicted model, not a curated record